Molecule: messenger RNA, 3468 nt
Organism: Python bivittatus (Burmese python)
Lineage: Eukaryota; Metazoa; Chordata; Lepidosauria; Squamata; Pythonidae
Source: RefSeq, a predicted model, not a curated record
UUUUUUAAUUGGAACCCGAAAGUGCUGUCUCCGCAUGGUAUGUAUUGCUCUAACUUCAUAGCUCUAGGACGGUCCACUUCCAGGCAUUUCAGGUCUUAGGGCGACCCCCUUCGGCGAUCUUUCGUCCCGGAAGUGUGGCAGCCCCCGGAGUCGUUCCAGCCGCCACCGUCUCUAUGAGCGCUCCGCCGUUCCAGCCGCCACCCUCUCCAUGAUCGCUCCACCUCUCCGUCGGCCAUGAAGUCCGCCUUCGUUACCGUCGGCACCACCAGCUUCGACGACCUCAUUACCGCCGUGACGGCCACCGAAGCGACCCAGGCUUUACAGGACCUCGGCUAUAACAGACUUGUCCUUCAGGUUGGCCGGGGGAAGGAGUGUCCAGCUUCGUUUAGCACAGCCACGUUCACCCUGGAAGCGUUCAGGUUCAAGAACUCACUUUCUGAAGAUGUGGAAAGAGCAGAUCUUGUCAUCAGCCAUGCAGGAGCAGGCAGCUGUUUGGAGGUUUUGGAAGCUGGGAAACCUCUCCUGGUUGUCAUCAAUGACAAACUUAUGGACAACCAUCAGCUGGAAUUGGCAAGGCAGUUGCACAGAGACGGACAUCUCUUUUACUGCACUAGCAGGACCCUUGUGGAGAUGCUCAGAUCAAUGGACUUGUCUACUCUGAAGCCUUUUCCUCCUGGACAACCAGAAAAAUUUGCUGCAUUCUUGGACAAAGUGAUUGGCACGGCGGCGGCGACGACCAUGCAGAAGGGCUGGAAGAAGUACUUCGGCCAGAAGUCCCUCAGCGAGGUGACCAUGGACGAGUACCUGAGCAGCCUGGGGCUGUACCGCAAGCUCACGGCCAAAGACGCCACUUGCCUCUUCCGGGCCAUUUCCGAGCAGGUUUAUGCCUGUCAGAUUCAUCAUAUGGCAGUCAGAAAUGCUUGUGUUUCCUUCAUGAGGAAAAAUCAGUUGAAUUUUGAGUCUUACGUGGAAGGUUCAUUUGAGAAAUACUUGGAACGACUUGGAGACCCCAAGGAAAGUGCUGGGCAGCUAGAAAUCACUGCCUUCUCACUGAUCUAUAACCGAGACUUCAUUCUUUAUCGGCACCCUGGAAAACCUGCUUCUUACGCUACUGAUAAUGGCUUUGAAGAAAAGAUUCUACUGUGUUGUUCCAGUAAUGGUCAUUAUGAUUCUGUGUAUACCAAACAAUUUCAAGCAAAUGCUGCGAUCUGCCAGGCUGUCCUGUAUGAGAUUCUGUACAAAAACGUCUUCAAUGUGGAUGAAGAAGAAUUGAGAACUGCCGUUGAGAUGUUUCGAAAUGGGGCUAAGAAAAACAGAAACAGUGCAUCUGUUGGGAGUGAAGAUGCAAAUUUUGAUUGCCUUCCUGAAAGGGCAUCCAGAAACUCUCCAGAAAAGAGAUUGGAAGACUGGGAAAGCUUUGAUUCGGCCAACCCAGCGGAGGAAAAAUGCAAACAAGGCACAGACGAAGCAAAGCCUCCAGAAAACCCAAAGAUGCCCUUCCCCUACAAAGUAUUGAAAGCCUUGGAUCCUGAGAUCUAUCGGAACAUAGAGUUCGAUGUUUGGCUGGACAGCAGAAAAGAACUUCAAAAAACAGAUUACUUGGUGUUUGCUGGAAGACAGUACUAUUUAGGAGACAAAUGUCAGGUACGCCUAGAAGCUGGGGGUAAAUACUACAAUGCCCAUAUACAGGAUGUUGGACAGGAUAAUAUGGUAACUGUCUUCAUUGAAGAGCUGGCAGAGAAGCAUGUUGUUCCACUGGUAAAUUUGAAGCCUGUGACCCAAGUCACUCCAGUUCCUGCCUGGAAUGUGAUCUCCGCUAGAAAAGGAGGAACCUAUCAGAAGAUAUCAGGUGGGUACAUCCAUGAUUCAAAAUUCAUUGUGACAAAUAUGGAUAUAAAAUCCCGGAAGAAGCUGUUCAAGAAAGUGCGUGGGAAGGAAGUCUAUAUGACUGUGGCGUACAGCAGGGGUCACCCUGUCCUGCCUCCCCGACUGCAGCACAGCAUUACGUCAGAUCGAUCACCUUCGGUCCACUGCUCCCAGAACGGACAUAUAAAUCCAUACGAGCAUUACCACUUUCAGAAUUCGCAGCGGACUGGCCGGGGAUAUGGGAUGCCAAGGGGAUCUGCCCGAUUUAUAAACAGGAACAACAUGACCGGGCCAGAAAUAGCAUUUUAUCCUAGUCCAGGAAAGAGAUGUUAUCAGAGCUAUGAUAACUUCUCGUAUAGAUCACGUUCAUACAGCCGAAGUCGCAGACAGAUGCAAUGUGUAAAUAAAGAGUGCCAGUAUGGAUUUUCACCUGAGAAUGGGGAGGAACCUCAAGGUUUAGAAGAAACGAUCACUUUCUAUGAGAUUGAAGAAGGGGACGAUACAAGUUUUCCUGCUUUGCCUAACCAGGGAAAUGCAGCUGCAAUAGUUCCUCCUCCUGCAGGAUUCUGGGUCACAAGGAGGACUCCGAGCUCCGUCCCACCGAACAAGCAGGGGCUGAAUUCUUCAGAAGAAGAAGUAGAUGAACCAAGUGAUAACGGGGAAUACCAUGAGGAUUAUCUGUACACUCCUUCAGAUCCAGAUUGUGAAACAACCACAGUAUUUAAUGCAACUGAAUCUACUGCAAACUUGUCUCUGCAGGAUGCAGGGACAAACUGUGUUGCUCCUCAGGAAGGACCUACUUCCUACAGUUACUCCCAGAAGGUGAUGGUGAAUUCCGCCAUUAUAUCCAGCUCUGCUUGUGUUAAUACGGCUCCAGCUGCCAUCUUUUCCUCCAGCUCCAGUGCUUCAACUCAAGUCAGUAGCACUGCAUCCACCCCCCAGAAUGCUGUGCCACCGAUCUUAGUAUCCCCUUCAGUGGGGAGGCCAGUUGUAAUCCCAUCAGUGUAUCAGUCACCUCCCCUUCCUCCUGGCAGUGAUGUGGGGGAAAGUGGUAUUACGCCUCCUUACUCUUGUGAUCCCAGUGGAAGUGACCUGCCUAGAGACCCAAAGAUUUUGCAGUAUUACUUUAAUUUGGGUUUGCAGUAUUACCACCAGAGCUGCUGGAACCCUGUGAUGUACGUACAGCAAGCACCACCAUCACCUCCCAUGGAAGCGUAUCAGACAUACCCAGAGCCCGUCUCCGUAGUUGAUCCAUCAGUGCCUCUGUCUUACACCGAUGUAGGGAGGAACGAUAUGCGCCAGAUGCCUGUAGACGCCUCGUCAACCGGUGCCUUAUCCAUCCCAGAACCACCUCCUCUACCUCCUGGAACUGUCUAUUACCCGGUUGUAACAGACUCAUACGCCCCGCCGCCUCUGCCAGGAUACGAAUCUUGCAUCCCAUUUGUGCCCGCGUAUCACUGCGUUGGUCCUUGGUAUCCGGUCAGUCCAUCCUAUGGGAACUCUGCCCGAAUCCACAACCCUGUGAAUCCCAGCCAUUUCCACCAGGUUAGCUACGUUACCUCCUCCAAUCCUGCCCUGCACUGUAUCGCUCAAAGCAUGUAG